Molecule: messenger RNA, 4706 nt
Organism: Cervus elaphus (red deer)
Lineage: Eukaryota; Metazoa; Chordata; Mammalia; Artiodactyla; Cervidae
Gene: C11H2orf42
Product: chromosome 11 C2orf42 homolog
Exons: 9
Coding region: 2047-3771 (574 amino acids)
Cellular component (GO): nucleus
Source: RefSeq, a predicted model, not a curated record
UAUUAGCAUACUGAAAUAAAGGCCCCUAUUUGUAUAAAGUCCUUAUUUGAAGAAGGAAUUGAAGAACCCAGCGUGCCUGGCUUGGAAGAAAGAAACCUCUUUUAGAAUGAGGUUGUUUGGAACAUAUAAUGUGUAUCAGCUGAAAACCCACAGAUCUCUUAGGAUGCAUUUGGGCAAUUUCAUUGGAAAAAAAUUUAAACACACUCCCUUUACAACAGUCAGUUGUGACACUGUUAACAUUUUGGUCCAGAUAAUUCUUUGUUGUAAGGGCUGUCACCUAUGGCAUCUACUAGAUGUGUAAGCAGUGCUCCCAACUGAGAACAACUGCUUUGUGUAAUCACUUGACACUAAUAUCAACAACCAGACGUUGAAAGCCCACCGUAUUAUUAGGUGAUCAUUUAGAUGAUCCAGGAUAUACUUUAAAAAAAAUUUUUUUUGGCUGCACAGGCUCUUCAUUGUAUACUGUGGACUUUCUCUAGUUGUGGCGCAUGGGUUUCUGUCUUGUGGCACAUGGGCUCUAGGGCGUGUGGGUCAGUAGUUGCAGUGUGUCAUGCAAUGUCAUGCAGUCCCUCCAUGACAUGUGGGAUCUUAGUUUCCUAAUUAGAGAUUUAACCCACCUCCCCUGUAUAUUGGAAGGCAUAUUCUUAGCCACUGGACGGCCAGGGAAGUCCCGAUCCAGGAUAUUCUGAUGAUCAUUUUAAAUCUUGAAAGACAAAAUUGGAAAAAUUUCGUGGAAAAGAAAAAAUGUGCCCUUCUCACCCUACCUCCAGAUUAAGAAACAACAUAGCAAAUCUUAAUCACUGAAGGGACCUCUUCUCUUAUUAAUAGUUAAGAAGACUAAGGUUCUGCCAGCUAAAGAAUGUCACUCACCAUCUGGCUCUAUAAGGAUUAAGUCAUUAGCCACUGCAGUCACUGACCUUCAACACACCUUGAAGGGAGUUCAGGGUGGAGAUCAGAAACAAGGCACUCUGUGCUCUGGAAAAAUUGGGAGAAUAGGACUUCAUGUGGAUAUUUUCAGGAGAUUUAUGAACCUAGUUUCCUGCAUCUUUCCAUACUUAGAAAAACACUAAAAUCAUUAAGAUACCUGUGCUUUGUCACCAAAAACACCCCUCUACCAACUUGUGCUUUAUGGCACAUACCCCUUCUCCAAAAUCAUAGAUGUGCUAUGCCUUCCCCCCAACCUCUUCACAUCACUUCCUCAGAGCUGAGAGACUGUCUCAUUGACUACAGUCCUCAGUAAGCCCUUGAAUAUAACAAACACAGCUCUCACCUUUUUAUUUAUUCGUAUUAUUUCAUUUGACAGUUCUCAGGCGACCAGUCCACAGUGCAAAGAUUAAUAAGUAGCAGGAUGAAGGCUAAAGGUGCAGGAAAUCUCAUUCCGGGGUUUUUCAAUACAUGCAAGCCUCACCCUUAACACAUUGGUACUCAGCAGCUAUUGUCAACAAAGGGUAUGUAGAUUUAUUCUGUGCAAUUCCAUGGACCAAAACUAGGUCAUGCCGAAACUCAACUCAAUUCCAACCCCUUCUAAGGGAAAACGUUCAAGUAAUACGUCAGAGUAUAAUUAAGGGAGAAAAAAUAACUUGAUACAAACACACAAGUGAUAGAAACAGCGAAUACUUUGGUGGACAACACUCCCUUGACAAAACACUAAAUCGCAGCCGACAUUGCUAAAAAUAUAGAAAAUCUAAGACUUGCAUCAAUGACGGAUGGAAUUCUACUCAGAAACAGGACUCACUCAGGCCCGAAAUAGCCAUGACCAGCCCUAGAAUUGUCUGUGCCUUCCAGUACCAGCAGAGUUGUCCAGAGCACUCUUGCCAUAGCCAAAAAAAAUCUUAAGUGGUACAACCGCCUGGUAGGAGCAGAUUCCACCACUUGAUUCCGCAGCGAUUGUCCGCUGCCUCUAGGAGGAGGAAACUACAACUCCCGUCAGACAACGCGAACUGAGGCGGGGCGGCUCUGACCAAUAACGACUGUCGUUACAGCGAACAGUUUGGCCGCGUUUGUAAAAGGCCGCGGCAGGCGAAGAGAGAGGAGAACCUGUGAAAAAUGGAACCAAACUCUCUAAGGACCAAAGUUCCAGCUUUCUUAUCUGAUCUGGGGAAGGCCACGUUGAGGGGGAUCAGAAAGUGUCCCCGAUGUGGCACAUACAAUGGAACCCGGGGACUGAGCUGUAAGAACAAGACAUGUGGAACCAUUUUCCGGUACGGUGCCCGGAAGCAGCCUAGUGUUGAAGCUGUCAAAAUCAUCACAGGCUCCGAUCUGCAAGUCUACUCAGUGCGGCAAAGAGACCGGGGCCCUGAUUACCGAUGCUUUGUGGAGCUAGGUGUUUCAGAGACAACCAUCCAGACGGUGGAUGGGACCAUCAUCACUCAGCUGAGUUCUGGCCGGUGUUAUGUCCCCUCAUGCCUGAAAGCUGCCACCCAGGGCGUUGUGGAGAACCAGUGCCAGCACAUCAAGCUGGCAGUGAACUGCCAGGCGGAGGCCACCCCUCUGACUCUAAAGAGCUCGGUCCUAAAUGCCAUGCAGGCCUCCCCAGAAACCAAGCAAACCAUCUGGCAGUUGGCCACGGAACCCACAGGUCCCCUUGUACAGAGGAUUACUAAAAACAUUUUGGUGGUGAAAUGCAAAGCAAGCCAGAAGCAUAGUUUGGGGUAUUUACAUACAUCCUUUGUGCAGAAAAUCGGUGCCAAAAGCUUGCCUGAACGCCGUUUCUUCUGCUCCUGCCAGACUCUAAAGUCACACAAGUCGAAUGCUUCCAAGGAUGAGGCGGUCCCAAGAUGCAUUCAUUUCUUUGCUUGCAUCUGUGCCUUUGCCAGUGACGAGACAUUGGCUCAGGAAUUCUCAGACUUCCUAAACUUUGAUUCCAGCGGUCUAAAGGAGAUUAUUGUGCCCCAGUUAGGUUGCCAUUCAGAAUCACCAGUAUCAGCUUGUGAGUCUACGGCCUCUAAGCCAAAGAAGAGGAAAAAGGAGGAAGUAUCUGGUGCACAGACAAACAGUUCCCUGCUACCUCCAGAUGCAGUGAGCAGUAAUCUAAGGAAAAGUGGCCUGAAAAAGCCUGUGGUUGCUUCUUCAUUAAAAAGGCAGGCCUGUGGUCAGCUGUUAGAUGAGGCACAAGUGACCUUAUCCUUCCAAGACUGGCUGGCCAGUGUCACAGAACGCAUCCAUCAAACCAUGCACUAUCAGUUUGAUGGCAAACCAGAGCCACUGGUUUUCCACAUUCCUCAGUCCUUUUUUGAUGCCCUGCAACAGAGAAUAUCCAUCGGCAGCGCAAAGAAACGGCUUCCCAACUCUACCACAGCUUUUGUUCGCAAAGAUGCCUUGCCACUGGGAACCUUUUCCAAGUAUACCUGGCAUAUCACGAAUAUCCUGCAGGUUAAACAAAUCUUAGACACCCCGGAGAUGCCUUUGGAAAUCACCCGGAGUUUUAUCCAGAACCGAGAUGGGACCUAUGAGCUGUUUAAAUGUCCUAAAGUAGAAGUAGAGAGCAUAGCAGAAACCUACGGUCGUAUAGAAAAGCAACCAGUGCUGCGACCCUUGGAACUAAAAACUUUUCUCAAAGUUGGCAACACUUCCCCAGAUCAAAAGGAGCCAACACCUUUCAUCAUCGAGUGGAUCCCAGAUAUUCUGCCCCAGUCCAAGAUCGGUGAACUUCGAAUCAAGUUUGAGUACGGGCAUCACCGCAACGGGCAUGUGGCAGAGUACCAGGACCAGCGGCCGCCCUUGGACCAGCCCUUGGAACUGGCGCCUCUGACCACCAUCACUUUCCCUUGAAGCAAAACAAAGAGUCUUGCUGCUAAAUUUGCACAUCCCCACCCUUUGACAACUUUAAAUACUAGUUAGAUACUUAGAUGGCUCUGUUCCUUAGUGAACUACUCUUAGCUAAGAUGCAGCUUCUCAGUGCAUUCAAGUGAAUUCUUUUGAAGAAAAACUCUUCUUGUAAAUAGCCCUUUUGGUGCUGCUGUGUAUAGCCUUCAUUUAACUUGGAUGAUAUUCCUGGGUAGAGUUUUUAAAGAAACAAAAAGAAAACCAGCUCACUUACCUUCCUGAAGGACUCACCUUUAGAGUUUGUUUCAACCUUUUCCUAAUUCUCUAAGAAGUCAGCAGCACUCCACCUUAUACUAACAUGUUGGAAAAUUAAUACCUUGGUUAGGGCAAAAUGUUGAAGAUCAUCCUGACAGAGUUCCAAUCAUAUCCUUUUAUUCUCUUCUCAAAUAAUGCACAGUGUCACUAGUUUUUAUAAAUUAUAUCUUGUGUUGGUCUAAUUAUAAAAUUAUAAACCUUUUGGGAGAAUUAGGUGAUAGUGAACCAGGAAAAAGAGAUUCAGGUGUCAAGGCAAUAUUGAUUGACGUUUCAAACUAAUGCUUGUAAUUGCUUGUUCACUUGAUUUUUACUUCCUUCUUUACUCUCCAAAAAGCUUAACAGGUGGUAAAAUUCAAUUUCUGUUUUUUAAUUCAUUGAUCACAGAAUGGAGAUACUGAAAGUCACAGAAUAGAAGCCUGCCUUUAAGGAGAAAAGAAGAGAAUGGAACAUUUCCUAUUUGCCUAUUACAUCCCAGGCAUUUUCAUUUCCAGUCUCACUUAAUCAUUUUUCUUAUUUAGUCCUCAUCAUUAUUUGAGUUUAGCCACCACUCCUUCUUUUAUAAAGUUAAACAGUCUCUCUGAGAUUAAGUAUCAUACUGGAAAUAGCAUUAAAAAUGUUUCAUUUUA